UUGGUUUCUCUCUUUUCAGGUUUCGACCGGGGGAAAGAAGAUUCCCUGCCUCCGAAAGAGGACUCGUCUCACUCCAUAUCCAAGAGCAAGUCAGAGUCCAAGCUCUACAAUGGCUCCGACAAGGAUGUCUCGUCGUCCGGUAACAAGCUCACCAAGAAGGAGUCGCUCAAGGUACAGAAGAAGAACUACCGCGAGGAGAAGAAGAGAGCCACCAAGGAGCUCCUCAGCACCAUCACAGACCCCUCUGUUAUUGUCAUGGCUGACUGGCUCAAGAUCCGGGGGACUCUGAAGAGCUGGACCAAGCUGUGGUGUGUGCUGAAGCCGGGGGUUCUUCUCAUCUACAAGACCCAUAAGAACGGCCAGUGGGUGGGCACGGUGCUGCUCAACGCCUGCGAGCUCAUCGAGAGACCCUCAAAGAAGGACGGCUUCUGUUUCAAACUCUUCCACCCGCUGGAGCAGUCCAUCUGGGCAGUCAAGGGUCCUAAAGGAGAGGCGGUGGGUUCCAUCACACAGCCAUUACCCGGCAGCCACCUCAUCUUCCGAGCCACCUCUGAGUCAGACGGCCGUUGUUGGAUGGAUGCUCUGGAGCUGGCUCUGAAGUGCUCCGGCCUCCUGAAGAGGACCAUGAUCCGCGAGGGCAAGGAGGAGCUGGCCAGCACAGCUGGGGAGAGCUCCCAAAUUAACUUCUACAGCCUGCUGAGAGCCCACAACAUGCAGGGUUUCCAGUUCAACGACAGUGACCAGUUCAAGGACCCUGACCUGUACUCAGACAAGUCGGACCGGGAGGGGGAGCAGGACCACGAGGAGUCAGACGUGGAGGGUCUGGGGAAGAGCGAGGAGAGUGACAGUGACACGUCGGAACGUCAGGAUGACUCCUACAUUGACCUUGACCCCAACGAGGCCCUGCGGGAGACUCCGUACCUGGAACAGUCCCAGGAGGAGCUGGGAGAGGCUGGUGAGGCCUCCCAGACAGAGACGGUGUCGGAGGAGAAUAAGUCUCUGAUCUGGACGCUGCUGAAGCAGGUCAGGCCUGGGAUGGACCUGUCUAAGGUCCUGCCCACCUUCAUCCUGGAGCCACGCUCCUUCCUGGACAAGCUGUCCGACUACUACUACCAUGCGGACUUCCUCUCUGAGGCAGCUGUGGAGGAGAAUGCCUACAACAGGAUGAAGAAAGUAGUGAAGUGGUAUAUCUCUGGAUUCUACAAAAAGCCACAGGGCCUGAAGAAGCCAUAUAACCCCAUCAUCGGUGAGACCUACCGCUGCAUGUGGCUCCAUAGCAAGACCAACAGCAAGACAUUCUACAUUUCUGAACAGGUGUCCCAUCAUCCUCCAGUGUCAGCGUUCUACGUCAGUAACAGGAAGGACGGCUUCUGUCUCAGCGGAAGCAUCCUGGCCAAGUCCAAGUUCUACGGAAACUCCUUGUCUGCCAUAUUGGACGGAGAGGCUCGGCUCACAUUUCUCAACAGAGGAGAAGACUACGUCAUGAACAUGCCCUACGCCCACUGCAAAGGCAUCCUGUAUGGCACCAUGACUCUGGAGCUGGCUGGCCAGAUCACCAUUGCCUGUGAGAAGACAGGAUAUAGUGCCCAGCUCGAGUUCAAACUCAAGCCGUUCUUGGGUAACAACGACAGUGUAAACCAGGUCUCUGGAAAGAUCAAGCUGGGGAAGGAGGUGCUGGCUACGCUGGAGGGACACUGGGACAGUGAAAUCUUCAUCAACGAUAAGAAGACCGGGGUGGUGGAUACGUUUUGGAACCCCACUGCAGAGCUGCGUCAGAGCAGGCUGACCCGCUGCACCGUGCCUCCUGAGGACCAGGGAGACUAUGAGUCUGAGAGGUUAUGGCAGCAUGUAACGAGGGCCAUCAACAACAAGGACCAGACAGAGGCCACCAAUGAGAAGUUUAUCCUGGAGGAGGCUCAGAGGAAGUCAACCCGCGAGCGCAAGGCCAAGUGUGAGGACUGGGCGCCCGGGCUCUUUGAACAGGACCCCGUCACCGGAGAGUGGCAUUACAGAUAUGCCGACACCCGACCGUGGGAUCCGCUGAAUGAUAUGAUUCAGUUUGAGAAAGACGGCUGGAUCCAGACUAAAGUGCGGCAUCGCACCCCUAUGGUACGUUCUGCCAGUGUAAUUAGUCUCAGUAACCAGGGCCCCAGGAGGGAUGGCAAUUGCAAGUGCCAGGUGUACAAGCGUGUGUGUGCGGUGCGUGAGUGUUUUUGUGUAACAGGGACCAAAAGAAAGCACAAGCACAGUGACAAGCCCAAGAAACCUGAGAGUGGCUGCUCCUCCCCAGAACCUGACCGCCAGGACUCCUCCGGCAGCGAGCGACACAAAAGCAAGCACAGUAGCCGGUUAAGGAAAAAGGGCCCAGACCUUAGUGAACUUCAAAGUGCCAUUGAUUCUAUAAAGAAGACACAGGAGAACAUUUACAAGAGCAUCGGUGUGCUGCGCUCCCGAACGACAGUGGGCCAGGCGGCAGCGGAGGGCGGAUUCCUGCAGCAGCGCGACUACGCCAUCAUCAUCCUCCUCAUCCUCCUUCAGGUCUUCAUCAACUUCCUGUUCAAGUAGCAGCCGACAGACUGACAGAGAGAGAGACACCGAUGGAGAGAGACAGACAGGACUGAUGGGGGGUUUGUCCAGGCUAAGGAGGAGAAACCGUCUGGAAGUGAAUGAACUUCAAGAGCAGCCAGUAGCUCUGCCUCAACCUUCUCUCUCUCUCUCUACUGAGUUGACCCUGCCCCACUGUCCUCAGACGGGCCACCAUUGUCACACACACGUCUCCAAAGCAAGCAUUCCUGAAAGAGGCUCCUCAAAAAAACUGAAAUAGUUUUUAAUUUCUAUUUAUUUGUACCUGUUUAAAGAUCCAUGUAUUUUGAAAGGGGGAGUGGCACCGGCCAGGACUGAAGGGAAGUUGAGGUCAGUGUUCGGCCUUAGCCGGCGUCAUGAUGUCGUCAACUGGGCCUUGGAGAAGGCAUUGACAUCUGGCGGCCAUUUUUAAUUUUGCUAACGGACACCGCUCCUUGCAUUUCACAUUGCCCCCAUUUCACCCGCCUCCCCAACGACAGGGAACAUUUUACACUGAGACUUUUGAAGAAAAAUUACUUUCAUUCAAUUUUUUUUUUUAAAGACUGUUCAUUUGUUUUGUUUGUUUGGUGUGUCCUUUGUGAGUAGAACCUCUAGUUAAAAAAUAUACGAGAAGGGAGAAGAACAGAUUUAAGCGGUCCAAUAUAUGUGACGUUCUUUUGAAGCUUUGACAAGGCUCGAGCUUCCUAGCUUUGACGGUUAAUCGGCAAACAAAGGAAAGUAAUUGUAAUCAAUCGAUUUGAAUCGUUCCACUCAAAUUUGUAGACAAGGUCAAUUGUAUAAACUAGAUGCUUGACAUGAAUUGUUGCUGUGUGGUUAACAUGUACAGGUAGGAUGAAUGUUCAGCUGAUCACUUGCCCGAUAGUGUGUAAACAUGACGAUGACACCUAGUGGACAGUAGAGUCCCCAGUGGGGAGGCUGUUCAUAGACUUUUGUACAGUAGUAACUCAGCAUUGUCAGCCAGUCAGAAAUCAACUAGAUGUAGUGAAAACCUGCCAGAUGCAGUGUUUCAGGUGUAGUGUAGGCCGUCAGUUCACUUCCUGUGUACAUAGCUAACGGACUGACUCACUCAUAGCAGUUUUGUUCUUUCCUAAAGAGCUGUUCUUUCACACAGACAAGACCCUCUGUGGAACAAGCCAGUCUGCCAUUAUCAAUACCCCAUUACCUCGGUGUCUCUGUGGGCUGCCCACUCUGUGUGUGUCUGUCGUCAUGGCCUCGUCACUGUCGUUCACUCAUCCAAACCAGACGUUUAGAAUGUGGUCACAAGAAAAUAACACCAGUGCCUUCUAGAGU
Molecule: messenger RNA, 3873 nt
Organism: Oncorhynchus masou masou (cherry salmon)
Lineage: Eukaryota; Metazoa; Chordata; Actinopteri; Salmoniformes; Salmonidae
Product: oxysterol-binding protein-related protein 8-like
Exons: 21
Cellular component (GO): intracellular membrane-bounded organelle; cytosol; membrane
Molecular function (GO): cholesterol binding
Source: RefSeq, a predicted model, not a curated record